Molecule: messenger RNA, 2188 nt
Organism: Pelodiscus sinensis (Chinese soft-shelled turtle)
Lineage: Eukaryota; Metazoa; Chordata; Testudines; Trionychidae
Source: RefSeq, a predicted model, not a curated record
AGUCCCUCACUCUCCCCCACCACCCAUUCUCAAUGGCAUUGAGUUUCUGGUCGCAGGUUCCAAGCUUUCUGUCCCUCUAGCCGCCCUGUACCUGGCACCUCCCAUUGGCCGGAUGCAGGUCACCUGAUCGCUCCCCGCAGGAUACAAUAUGGCGCUGUCCAUCUAGCUGCUGCUGGAAGGCGUGGAGAUUGCAGGUGCUUUGGGGCAAGGCUGGUCUUUGUUUUGGGGCUGAACCGUGCCUGGCACAGCGAGGCUGUGGAAGUGUUUGUGGUAUCUUUCUUGUACUCUGGAGACGGCUGUGACACAGGGUGUUCUGAGGAAGGCUAAUGUCGCUCUGGUUUAGCUUAUGAGACGCUGUGUCCUGCAGUCAGGCAGAACUGUAGCAAAUUGGGUGACUGGAAGGGGCCGGAGAUUCCUACCCGCCAAAGAUCUGCUAGCCAGAGAGCUCUGGACUGCCAAGGACAUGGAGGAAGAACACUCACAGGAAGCCAAUGGCUCCUGUCCAGAACAGAGGGAGGGGCAGCCGCCUGCCUCUGAUCCAGUGGUGGAUGCUGGGAGCUGUGCCGGCCCCAUGAAAACGGGGGAGACUGUGAUUACCGAGGGAAAAGCGAAGAUCAUCUUCCCCAGUGCCAACGAAGUGUUCUACAACCCCGUGCAGGAGUUUAACCGAGACCUGACGUGUGCUGUGAUCACGGAAUUCAUUCGCCUGCGGCUUGUGGCAAAGGGGAUUCAAAGUAAGAGCAGGAUGGUCACGGUAGCGCGACUGCCACUAGCACCUUGGCUUUCAAAGCCAGAUGAGAUCCUCUUGGGGGCGGCGGCGGACCCGGCGCCUGACGGGCAGGGGACGGACCAGGCGGCGGCGGGAGACGUGUGCGAGGAGGGAGUGCGGGUCUUGGAGGCCCUGGCUGCCUCGGGGCUCCGCUCCAUCCGCUUUGCCAAGGAGGUGCCCGGCCUGCGGGCUGUGGUGGCCCACAAAGCGAAGAAGGAGCCGUUCGAUAUCAUCGACCUGGACCCGUAUGGCAGCCCGGCCACCUUCCUGGACGCCGCCGUGCAGGCCGUGAGCGAUGGCGGCUGCCUCUCAGUGCCUCCCCGGCCUGCCCGCAGGAUGCUGAUGUAUGAGCAGAAAGCGAAGAAGGAGCCGUUCGAUAUCAUCGACCUGGACCCGUAUGGCCGCCCGGCCACCUUCCUGGACGCCGCCGUGCAGGCCGUGAGCGAUGGCGGCCUGCUGUGCGUCACCUGCACCGACAUGGCAGUGAUGGCCGGGAACAGCGGGGAGACGUGUUACAGCAAGUACGGAGCCAUGUCUCUCAAGGGCAAAUUCUGCCAUGAGAUGGCCCUGCGGAUCAUCCUGCACAGCCUGGACCUGCACGCCAACUGCUACCAGCGCUACAUCGUGCCGCUGCUGUCGGUCAGCGCCGACUUCUACAUCCGGGUCUUCGUGCGGGUCUUCUCCGGCCAGGCCACUGUGAAAGCCUCUGCCAGCAAACAGGCCCUGGUGUAUAACUGCGUGGGCUGCGGGAGCCACGGGAGCAAUUUUAAAUACUCAGCUGCCUCCGGCCCCCCCGUGGGCCCCUCCUGCGAGCACUGCGGCCAGCGGCACCAGCUGGGGGGCCCCGUGUGGGCGGAGCCCCUCCACGACCUGGCCUUUGUCCAGAACAACCCGGGGCGGUUCCGGACACAGGCACGGAUCCAGGGCGUGCUGAGCAUGGUGACCGAGGAGCUGAGCGACGUCCCGCUGUAUUACACCCUGGACAGCCUGAGCAGCACCAUCCACUGCAACACGCCCCCUCCUCCCCCCCAGGAGAGACUCCAUCCAGUGAAGAGAGAGCGACUCUCGGGCUCCAGCCCGGCCUUCCACAUCCUCGCCGUGGAGCCCACGCUGCAGGCGUCCUUCACCAUCCGCGAGGACGCCAACCCCAAAUCCCGGAAGCAGGGCCUGAAACGAUUCCAGGAGAACCCCGAAGCCUACUGGGGCCCUAAAGCCAGAGCUAAGACAGGGGGGGGCAUUUCCACCUCCCUGCAGGACAAGAGGAAGCUGCAUCAGAACAAGCGGAAGGAGAGGGUGGAGGACAGGAGCCGCUUGAAAAACAAGAGACUCAAGGAGGCGAGCGAGGGGGGGGCGGAGAAGUGCUGUCCCUCCCCCGAACCAGCCCCUGCUGCGGGGGCGUUUUGCUUUGUUUUGUUUUAA